CAUCAACCUUGUUAUCUAAAUAAUUUCGUAUAGAAAAUUUAGUAACAUUCUGACAUUAUUGGAUGUUCCAGUUCUAUACAUAUUUCAUAAUUUCUAAACUAAAAAGGUGGGAUACAGCGCAAAGGUGUGCAAUUUGUGAGAAUGGUGAUAUAUUUUUUAACUAAAACGAAAAGUUUAUAACAAAAUCAUUCAUUAAAUAUUUAUCACUUUUAGAUUUGCUGAUUUAUUAUAUUUUUGGAUAAUAUAAUGAUGAUAGGAUGCAAAUAAUGUUUAAACGAUUACUGAAUCGUACAAUAUGGAUUGCGGAUAUUUUUCCGAUGAACUGUUAGACUUACAAUGGAAUGACAUUUUGAAAAAAUAUCUUGAUAGUUUUUCCUGUCAGAAUAAGAAAUCUCAGCUAACGUUUGAUCAAAUUUUAAAACUUGUAUUUUCAACAGAUCAAGCGGACAAUGAAACGAAAUACGAAGACAAGGAGCUUUUCGAGAAAUGCGUCGCAGAAACUUUGUCCUUAUUAUCGGCCGCAACUGAACUUUUCAAACCGUCCAAAUUGCUAUUUAUACUCCAUAUGAUGAAGCACAUGCUGCGAGAUGAAACUUGUUUUAUCAAUUUAAAUAUGAAUGGAUCAUUAUAUAAUGCGUUGUAUAUGUGUCAAUUGCCUCCAAUUUCUACGAAUAAGUUAUUCAAAAUCUUGUUCGCUGAACUGAUUCGUUCAACUCUGCAUCAUCAAACUGGUAUCAAAUGGACUGUCGAGUCACAAUUUUGGAUGAACGUAUAUAACAAUUCCCUCGAAUUUCAAGAAGACAAGGAUAUAGCUGAACUUGGAUACAUAGUUUUAACAGAGCUUUUGGGAAAAAUUACAGAGAUAGAUGAGACAAUGUGCGAGGACAUUAUACGAAUCAUUAUAACACCUUUAAUCAAUGCAGAUAUUCAGUUGACUAUACCUAACACUUUUACGGCUCCAAGUAUGGUACGAUUAGAUAACAGACUGAAACCAUGUCUAUUAUGUUUGAUAAAUAUUUUAGAACGAUUGUUAGAAAAUAGCAGCGAAAAAGUUUUAAACAAGUUUAUAAAUUUAAAGGUAGGUGUAAUUAGUGAUCAAUUAUCGCAAAAAAUAACCGAAAAGCAAUUAUGUUUAGUCUUAGAGAGAAUAUGCAUUCUACUGUCUUUUUUUGGUUUGACUGAAAUUUUCGAUGGAAUCAAAUCAAUCAGCCAGGAUCCGCUGGUACUUAGCGGUUUUUUACGAAUAAUUGACCACGAAAUUCAAAAAGGCGAUUUAUCCAUAGCAAUUGAGCUAUACUAUUAUGGCAUCAAAUACACAAAAAGUAUGACUAACAAAUUGCCAAGGUAUACAAUGAAGGGCAAUAUUCUGGACAUCGAGAGCGAACUAUUAGCAUUACAAUUGGAACCUAUUAUAUUGGUGGCGGAAAAAUUGCAAAAUUUUUUCAACUCUCCUGAAAAAGUUGAGACAUUAAGAGUAUCUCAUUUGGCACAGUUGCUGAAAAGAUGCAGUUUGCAGUCUUUAAAAAUCGGAUUCAAAAUCAAGCAUUUGUUACCGACAUAUCCAACCGAAAUUUUUCCUCUAGCUUUAGAAGGAAUAGCGAAAACGAAAAACUUGUAUUCCCCUGGUAAUUUGGGAGCCAUUUUCGAAUGUUUGAUUUAUUCUUUCGACGAUCUUCUAAACUAUAUUAGAAUUAAUUGUGGAUGCUUAACCAUGACGCCUAACCAAGAAACCUAUGUCCGUACCUUAUUUUCCACCGUAUUGCUCUUUAUUGAAGACUUUGAUUUCAGCUGGGGCGAUGGGGUGAAGGCGUUAGAUUUACCACAAAUAAUGUAUGACUUUUUGUCGUCAUUUAGUUGGACGAACGACAUUAUUGUUAAAGGUUUAAUUCUAAUGGAGCAAUCAAUUUUAAAAAGGCUGUCACCUUGUAUGUCCUUGUUAAUAGAUACUCCAGAAAGCUUAAAAGAUAUUGGCCCAAUGUUAUACCGUAAAUGUUUCAUGAACGAUUGGGAAAUAAGAAAAGCCGUAUUAGAUGUCGUAUGUACUAUUGCUUAUAACGCGAAUAAAAUUUCAGGUUUUUCAUCUUUUAGAGAAGUUUUAACAGAAGCCUCGUUACCAAGUUUAGUUUCUACAAUGGCGUUAAAUGACGAAAAUCCGACGGUGAAAGCUACCGCUUUCAAAUGCCUCCAACAAAUGAUUAACAUAGAAGACAUGGAUCAUCCCCUAAGAACAAAAUAUUACAUAAAUAAAGUUUUAGAUACUAUUUCAAAAUAUAAUAAUCCAGCAGUUCAAAGUGAGGCUAUAAACUUUGUCGAUAAACUUUACUUCAAAGAGGAUGCUUUACCGAAAGAAAUGAUUGCUAGUAUAUAUACAUGUAUGGAGCAAACAGCCUUAUACUGCAACGAAGUAGAGGUGCAAAAAGCUGCUGUAACAUUUUGGGAAAACGUCGCCAGAAAAAUGUUUCGUAGUCAAGGAUGGAUGGACCAAAAAUUUCCUUCAGUAAUAUUUUCAAAAAAAGUGGUAGUCAUGACUAAAAAAGAAUGUCGUAUUAGAAUUCACAAAAUACUAACUGAACUAAGUCAUAAUGGAUGUUUGAACGUUUUUAGUUAUCUAUACGAAAGUGAAAAUGUUCAUCCGGAAAUAUUAGAAACUAUUUCAAAAUUUUUGGAAAAACUAAAUAUAAUUGUUUUUCAAAAAUAUGAUAUUACUCCUGAAUCCAUGAUGGUGUUAAAUUCAGCGUCUGAACAAAAUUGUAAUAGAACUAUUUUGCCAGAAACAGAUCUCGAAUCUGAUCACGUACUGGAGGAUGUUCUCAAUUCAACUAUGAUACCCAUGUUUUCAGAUGAUAUCAAUUUUUGUAGCAACGAGGACAUAUUUUCAGUAUUGGAAAAUUCAUCUUCUUUCCCAAAUAGACGAACAGCAGAAUACUACAAACAUCGAAACUCUCAAAUUAUCACACCUUCAGAAUUCGUGGCAUUUGUUAUAAGAAAAAUGUCUACAGAUGUACAGAAUGACAGCGCAUCUUCAGAAAGUGGUUCAUUACCGAAGAGUAACGACCUUUAUAAUAUUAUAGAUUAUUAGAAUAAUAACGUUUUUAAUAAAAUUGGGUUUUAAUUAGA
Sitophilus oryzae (rice weevil) is the source of this 3117-nucleotide messenger RNA. RefSeq lists its product as uncharacterized. Bases 296 to 3079 code for a protein of 927 amino acids. NCBI's taxonomy places the organism in Eukaryota, Metazoa, Arthropoda, Insecta, Coleoptera, Curculionidae. Gene Ontology annotation, biological process: positive regulation of protein phosphorylation; cell population proliferation; DNA damage response. The transcript is spliced from 12 exons. Gene Ontology annotation, cellular component: nucleus. The record is from RefSeq and is a predicted model, not a curated record.